Molecule: messenger RNA, 6689 nt
Organism: Talpa occidentalis (Iberian mole)
Lineage: Eukaryota; Metazoa; Chordata; Mammalia; Eulipotyphla; Talpidae
Gene: DGKZ
Product: diacylglycerol kinase zeta
Exons: 31
Coding region: 2632-6063 (1143 amino acids)
Biological process (GO): lipid phosphorylation; intracellular signal transduction; regulation of synaptic transmission, glutamatergic
Cellular component (GO): nucleus
Molecular function (GO): ATP-dependent diacylglycerol kinase activity; protein binding
Source: RefSeq, a predicted model, not a curated record
UGCCUGGGAGAGAGUGUGUGGCAAAUGUCGCAUCAGCCAGUCUCAUAAGCUCCUGGGACAAAAAGGCAGCAGGCCCGUGAGGGGACUGCCCUAGCCUGCCUUGCUCCCCGCUCAAAGCGACUGCCCCUCAGACAACCACGGAGACUCCUGGACAGAUGUUUAUUUGGGGCUACCCAGCAGGGUCACCGGGCCAGGGCACUGUGGGGCACCUGCAGGUUGCCCCGUGUCAUGAGAGAGGCGAGCAAGUGGCCUUUUCCCCGGGUCCCUCUUGGUGUGGGUCUGGGACAGCAGGCAGGGCCCAGCCCUCACCGCCACCUGCAGCGCUUCUGCAGCACCUCCCCCCACUGACUGUGGCCUUUUGUUUUCUGGGUGACACUAGCAUCAGGCGGUGUGUCCGGGUGACUAAUCUCCUCCAGGCUGGGCAGCUGUCACAGGACGGCCUGACCAGACGGGUGGAGAAAACCGACACCCUGCAGAGAGCUGGCAGGCCAGUGCCUGGCAGCCAUGGGCAGCCAGGCCUCCGGGCUCAGGCCUGGGACACAGAGCAGACUGAGGCGGGCACACCUGCGUCCAGGCCCCAGUUCUGUCUCCGACCGGCCCGGUGACCUUGUCGCUGUACUCCAAGCCUCGCUUUCCUCAGCUCAGUAAUGGAGCCACUGGUCCUGCCUGCCUCACAGGGCAUGAGAGGACAGGUGACGGCGCAGAGCCCGGGGCACAGGAGGCGUGCGGCACAUGCAGCCAUGAUGGUCAUCGUAGUUCUCUUCGCUGCCCCGUCGCAGGCUACUCUCCACUGUGUCUCGGGCUCAGCCUGGCCUUCAGAGACGCUCGGCUCCAGCAUGGACCGUGUCCAGACGAGCUAGCUGUGCACUCUGGGCAAGUUACCGCUCUGUGCCUCAGUUUCCCUUCAGGGACACGGCAUGACGCAAUGCCCAUUCCUUAGGGUAUUGUGGUUUAUAAAAUGAUGACAUGUUUGUGAAGGGCUCGGUGCAGCCGGUGAACCCGGGGCGAUAGGGGGUGGGGGGCAGUCGGUCAGUGUCAGCGCAAUGAUAGUGAUUUUAAGAGGAAGCCAAGAGCUCUGCCGGUACCUGCUCCCCUGCCCGGCGCUCACCCCCUCCCCCUCUCCCUGUCACCUGCAUGGGCGGGGUCUGUGACAGGCCGAGACCAGGAGCCUGUGAGUCUCCAACACUGCCUCCCAGGAUGGCUGCCUCUGAUGCUCCCUGGUCACAGCAGCUCAGACGCCAUGGCCACCACUCAUCUUACUUCUCGGUCCCCCUGCGCCCAUCAGGGCUGCAGCCCAACACUGUCUGCCAGGACCCAGAGGGCAGCAGCAAAUGGGCAGGCCCCAGACAUGCAGGCUGGUCUGGCCCCUCAAGCCCCAUUCUAUCCCAGCCACCACCCUGACCUCUGCCAGACCUGCAAGUGGAAGUGUUUCUCCAAGCAGAUGUCCCUGACUUGGGCCUGCCUGUGGCGCCAGGGCACAGGAGAGCACUUGAAGGCGGGACACUGGCCUCCCCUGCCCCCUGGAAGCAUAGAGGGCUUCCUGCCCUUCCCCCACUGCUAGGGAGCGGUGAGGGGGCAGAUGCCCCCAGCGUGUUAAGUAGGGACAGCAGGAGUAGGUGAAGGGGUGAAGGAAGGCCUGGGGUCAGACAGGCCAAGAGCAGAUGGCUCGAGCAAGGAUGGUCACCAGCAGGCCCGCGGGGGAUGCUCUGGGCAGCUCAGUGUUUAGACUUUGAGCAUUGGGGUUUCUAGGAUGGCUCCAAGGUCAGCUGCAGGUCCCUCGCUGGCAGAGCUGGAGGGGUUUUCAGACCUCACCGAGGACUUCCACACGUGGGAUGUGCACACCUGCCUCUUUAGAAGGGAGCGAGAGGGCAUCUGGUGCUGGAACGGUCUUUACUGUCAGCCCCUGAGCUUCAGAUGCACGCGCACUCAGAAUCCAGAGGGCUCUGGUCUUGGCUUAAGCCUCUCGUGGCCUCCCAUACUGAGUCCCUGGGUGAAGACUCCCUUGCAGCUGCCCCUCCAGUUCUGAGGGCCUCAUUCCCAGAGUCCUUGAAUCCCUGAACUGGACUUCAGACCCUCUCCGUGUCUAGGUGCCAUGCUCAGCCAGGCCCUGUUCAGUGGCUGGGGGUGUAGGGGUGUCCUUAGUUUUCUUCAGAGAGCCUCGUUUAUUGUAAUGGGUUAGUUCAUGCCACGUCCCCGAGGGCACCUAAUAACCCUAACCUGCUUCUUAUGGGUGACAAGAGAGGAAGCCUUGUCCCGGCCCUGUCUGUCUAGGCCCAGUUCCUAACUGGCAUCCAGAACCCCAGCUUCCAGCUUCCUUUUCUUUUCCUUUCAUCAGCUUCAGGCAAGCGAGUCUAAGUUCUUCAGGCCGGGGCUUUGCGGAUAAUGGUGCCUGGACAGGGGAAGCGGGAGGUGUAGCGGGAGGCCCCCACCACCACCACCCAUCACUCCUGCGGUGUAACUGGGGACGGCAUCAGUACUUCUAAGGGUUAUAAAUGUGGGCCCCCCAAGGAUUCUUUGCUACCGUCGAGCACCUCACAUACAGAGGUCAGAAGCCAUAGACACCCCCCUUCCUCCCAAGUGCCCCUUCUCUGCUCAGUGGGCAGAGGCUGUGAAUGGGCUCCUGGGCAUAGGAUGGGCCAUGACCUGACCUGGCUCCUGAUGCGCCUGGUCUCUGUGCCCAACAGCCACCUGCCUGCCCCUGCCAUGGAUACCUUCUUUAAGAGACACUUCCAGCGGAAGGCCCCAGGUCCCGGAGAGGGGCAGCGGAGGCCCAGUGGCGUGGGGCUGCCCACGGGCAAGGCCCGGCGCCGUUCCCCUGCUGGGCAGGCCUCCGCCUCGUUGGUCCAACGGCGCCGCUCCAGUGCACAGCUGCAGGGCUGCCUCCUGAGCUGCGGCAUGGGGACCUGGGGCUCCAGUCGCCGGCGCUCCAGCACCGUUCCUCCUGCCCACAACCCCCGGUUCAUCGUAGAUGAGGUGUCCCCCACACAGUCGGCCAACAUAGGGGCCCAACUUCUGAGCUCACCCCUGCUGUUGGCCCGGCUGGUGGGCAUGGAGGAGGAGGAGGAGGAGAAGAAGGGGCCCCAGGGGGAGGAUGUGCCAGCUGUGGCAUUAGGAGCUGCGCAGCUGGGCACCGAGAGAGCCGGGCCGCCCCCCCACCAUGCUGCCCGGCCCCUGCUGCCCAUGCCUCGUUGCCUGCGCCGGCGCCGCGCCUCCUCCCACCUGCUCCCGGCAGACGUGGCGUGCGAUCCCACCCUCUGGGGCCUGCACGGCUACUAUCGGCGCCUCAGCCAGCAGCGGCCCUUGGGCCAGCACCCUGGCCCUGGGGGCCGAAGAGCCUCGGGCACCACAGCUGGCAUGCGGCCGCUCUCCCGCCGGCGGCAGGUAGCGCUGCGGCGCAAGUCGCCGGGACCCCAGGCCUGGAGCGCCCUGCUUGCGAAAGCCAUCACCAAGUCGGGCCUCCCGCACCUGGCACCCCCUCCUCCCGCCCCAGGAGCCCCGUGCGGCGAGCCAGAGCGGCAGAUCCGGAGCACCGUGGACUGGAGCGAAUCAGCGACGUAUGGGGAGCACAUCUGGUUCGAGACCAACGUGUCGGGGGACUUCUGCUAUGUUGGGGAGCAGUAUUGUGUAGCUAAGAUGCUGCAGAAGUCAGUGUCCCGGAGAAAGUGUGCCGCCUGCAAGAUUGUGGUGCAUACUCCCUGCAUUGAGCAGCUGGAAAAGAUAAAUUUCCGCUGCAAGCCAUCCUUCCGGGAAUCGGGCUCCAGGAAUGUUCGUGAGCCAACCUUCGUGCGGCACCAUUGGGUACACAGGCGACGCCAGGAUGGCAAGUGUCGGCACUGUGGGAAGGGCUUCCAGCAGAAGUUCACCUUCCACAGCAAGGAGAUCGUAGCCAUCAGCUGCUCCUGGUGCAAGCAAGCCUACCACAGCAAGGUGUCCUGCUUCAUGCUGCAGCAGAUCGAGGAGCCGUGCUCCCUGGGGGUCCACGCCGCAGUGGUCAUCCCGCCAACCUGGAUCCUCCGUGCCCGCAGGCCCCAGAAUACCCUCAAGGCAAGCAAGAAGAAAAAGAGGGCAUCCUUCAAGAGGAAAUCUAGCAAGAAAGGGCCUGAGGAGGGCCGCUGGAGACCCUUCAUCAUCAGGCCCACCCCGUCCCCCCUCAUGAAGCCCCUGCUGGUGUUUGUGAACCCCAAGAGUGGGGGCAACCAGGGCGCUAAGAUCAUCCAGUCCUUCCUGUGGUAUCUCAAUCCCCGACAAGUCUUUGACCUGAGCCAGGGAGGGCCCAAGGAGGCGCUGGAGAUGUACCGCAAAGUGCACAACCUGCGGAUCCUGGCGUGCGGGGGCGACGGCACAGUCGGCUGGAUCCUCUCCACCCUGGACCAGCUGCGCUUAAAACCACCGCCCCCUGUUGCCAUCCUGCCCCUGGGCACCGGCAAUGACUUGGCCCGCACCCUCAACUGGGGUGGGGGCUACACAGACGAGCCCGUGUCCAAGAUCCUCUCCCACGUGGAGGAGGGGAACGUGGUGCAGCUGGACCGCUGGGACCUCCGCGCUGAGCCCAACCCGGAGGCAGGGCCCGAGGAGCGAGACGAGGGAGCCACGGACCGGCUGCCCCUGGACGUCUUCAACAACUACUUCAGCCUGGGCUUUGACGCCCACGUCACCCUGGAGUUUCACGAGUCACGAGAGGCCAACCCAGAGAAAUUCAACAGCCGCUUUCGGAACAAGAUGUUCUAUGCCGGGACAGCCUUCUCUGACUUCCUGAUGGGCAGCUCCAAGGACUUGGCAAAGCACAUCCGCGUGGUGUGUGACGGGAUGGACCUGACCCCCAAGAUUCAGGACCUGAAACCCCAGUGCAUUGUUUUCCUGAACAUCCCCAGGUACUGUGCAGGCACCAUGCCCUGGGGCCACCCUGGCGAGCACCACGACUUUGAGCCCCAGCGACAUGAUGAUGGCUACCUCGAGGUCAUUGGCUUCACCAUGACAUCCCUGGCAGCGCUGCAGGUGGGAGGGCACGGGGAGCGGCUGACCCAGUGCCGAGAGGUGGUGCUCACCACGUCCAAGGCCAUCCCGGUGCAGGUGGACGGCGAGCCCUGCAAGCUGGCCGCCUCCCGCAUCCGCAUUGCCCUGCGCAACCAAGCCACCAUGGUGCAGAAGGCCAAGCGGCGCAGCGCCGCGCCCCUGCACAGCGACCAGCAGCCGGUGCCUGAGCAGCUGCGCAUCCAGGUGAGCAGAGUCAGCAUGCACGACUACGAGGCCCUGCACUACGACAAGGAGCAGCUCAAGGAGGCCUCUGUGCCACUGGGCACUGUGGUGGUCCCAGGAGACAGCGACCUGGAGCACUGCCGCACCCACAUCGAGAGGCUGCAGCAGGAGCCGGAAGGUGCUGGAGCCAAGUCCCCAACGUGCCAGAAACUGUCUCCUAAGUGGUGCUUCCUGGAUGCCACCACUGCCAGUCGCUUCUACAGGAUUGACCGGGCCCAGGAGCACCUCAACUAUGUGACCGAGAUCGCCCAGGACGAGAUCUACAUCCUGGACCCCGAGCUGCUGGGGGCAUCGGCCCGGCCUGACCUCCCAACCCCCACUUCCCCCCUCCCCACCUCACCCUGCUCACCCACACCCCGGUCACUGCCAGGGGAUGCUGCACCCCCUAAAGGUGAAGAGCUGAUUGAGGCUGCCAAGAGGAACAACUUCUGUAAGCUCCAGGAGCUGCACCGAGCCGGGGGGGACCUCAUGCACCGGGAUGAGCGGAGCCGCACCCUCCUGCACCACGCUGUCAGCGCCGGCAGCAAGGACGUGGUCCGCUACCUGCUGGACCACGCGCCCUCGGAGAUCCUUGAUGCUGUGGAGGAAAACGGGGAGACCUGUCUGCACCAGGCCGCGGCCCUGGGCCAGCGCACCAUCUGCCACUACAUCGUGGAGGCCGGGGCCUCGCUCAUGAAGACGGACCAGCAGGGUGACACUCCCAGGCAGCGGGCUGAGAAGGCUCAGGACACGGAGCUGGCCGCCUACCUGGAGAACCGGCAGCACUACCAGAUGAUCCAGCGGGAGGACCAGGAGACAGCUGUGUAGCUGUGGGGCCAAAGCUGGGGCAGCAGGGGGCCUGGGCUGGCCAGAGGAUGAGCCCCCUGCUUGCCCAUCUCACUGCCACAUUCCAGUGGGACAGCCACGGGGGGACCCAUGCCCCAGGGAAGGAGCCCCGUGUCGCCCGCUACGGAGCCGCCCAGGCUGGACUCUGAGAAGCUGGGGUGUCUCACCUGCACGGGAGGCCCCAACCUGACCUGGUGGCUCACAGGGGAACAGGAAACUGAACUGGGCUGGGCAGGAUUUUCAGGGGCUGAGACUGGGUCACUCUGGGUGGCCCUCACCCUCACCGGAGCGACUGCCCUCCCGGGAGAUGAGGGCCCCGGGGGGAGGGCGGAAGGGCCGGAGGCCGGCGGGACAGCCUCCGAAGCCACCCAGACCUCCCGAGCCCUGCUCGGGGUCCCGGGAGCCGCGACCCCGGGCUGCCCUGACCCCACCCGCCCAGGGCUUCCUCCGGGAGACGCGGGGCCGCUGCACUCGCUGCCCGCUGACCUGCUUGGCACCGACCGCGUGACCCUUCCCCUGCACCCAGUCAUUUCAUUGGGGACUUUGUGGCCUGGGGACUGGGGCGGGGCGCGCGGUGAGAUGUUUACAGCUGGGUAUGACUCAGUAAA